GACUUUUCAUGUUUACAAUAGAGUAAGAAAAUGAUGUCGAGUUGUACGUCAGUGAGGACGGAUGACGUGGAUGUGUCAUGGUAUGCCUCCAUUGUUCAUAACUGUAUUCAGGAGGACAAACUAAAUAAACUGAAAGCAACCAUCCGCAAAUUCAACAAAGACCAGCGAAGGAGGAUUGUUUCCCAUAAAAUCAUGGGUAAUGCCCCUUUGUUUACUGCCUGUCUGAAAGGACUUGUUCAUAUAGUUAAUUAUCUCUUAGAUGAAUGCCAUGCUGACAUUGAACAGCGUGGGAUAUAUGAGGUAGAACAAGAUCAUUCCCGCCAUGUCGUUACGCCACUCUGGUGUUCAGCUGUUGCAAACCAUCUUGAGGUUGUGAAGACAUUAGUGUUGCAUAAUGCAGAAAUCAACAGCCCAUCUGAUACUCAGUCAACCCCUGUGAGAUCAGCCUGUUACAUGACCAACAUCUCCAUUGUCAAAUUCCUUGUUGAUCAUGGAGCUGACCUUCACAAACCAAAUGUCAAUGGUGGAACAUGUUUGAUUAACUCUGUUCAAGACCCAUUUCUGUGUGAAUACCUAAUAAAGAAAGGUGCUGAUGUGAACGCUCGUGAUAACUCUGGUAAUCUAGCUCUACAUUAUGCUAUAAGGGAGGAUCAGCUGGAAACAGUGAAGCUUCUGUUAAAGUACGGGUCAGACUAUAAGGCUAAGAAUGUAUUUGGAGAUGAUGCUUUGCAAACGGCAGCACUAAGGGGAUACACAAAUAUAGUGAGGUACAUAUUGGACAAUACAGAGCAGACCCCUCGAGAUGCUAUCCAUUCACUGGAGCUUCUGGGAGCAAAUCUUGUGGACGAGAUUCAUGAUAUUUCUGGUGCCAUUGAGAUAUGGAAGAAGGCCAUGACUUUGAGAUUCCUAGAUUCACAGAAUAUAAUCACCAAGGAGAUCCCAGCCGGCACCAUCUAUGCAUAUCAGCAUGCAAGAGAACCUCAAACCUUGCAAGAACUGGAAAAAAUAACUGAGGCGGAUGAUGUUUACAUGCAGGCCUUGUUGAUAAGAGAACGGAUUCUUGGACCAAACCACAAGGACACGACAUUUGGAUUGAUGUACCGUGGAGCAGUGUAUGCUGACAGCCAUCGCUAUCAGCGCUGCGUGGAUCUCUGGAUGUAUGCCUAUAUGUUGAGGCAUAGUAAAGGAGACCCUCUUAAACAGGAGUGUUUGUUUACAGUUCAAGCCUUGGUGAAACUCUUCUGGGAGAUGCAAGUAGAACUAGAGUCCAAUGCAACAGAGGAAAAGGUAAGAUUUUCUGAUGCUUUGGAUGUAUUUGCCAAACUGACUGAGCAGAUAAUUGAUGGCCAACUAGCAAUGGCCAUCCAGAAGGGGGACCAGUUUAAUGGUGAGAGCCACCUAGUGGAGGAUUUUCAGCUUCUGCUGCAGCUGUCACUCCAUAUGAUUCACUUGAUUUCCCAGCUUCCUCAGUCAGAGGAGGAAAGUUUUAACUUCAAGAGGAUUGUACACCAGCUGGUGUCUGCUAACCCCCGGGGUCAGGAGGGAGAGAGCCUGCUUCAUCUAUCUGUGGAUCCAAAAAUUUCCUUGACCAGUGAAGAGUUUUUCUCACCAUUUCCUUCUCUUGCUGUGGUACAGAUAUUGAUAGACUGUGGAGCUGAUAUCAAUGCAGUGGAUCACAAACGUAACACAGCACUACAUAACAGCAUCAAGUUCCUGACGUACUCUGAGCUCCAGAAUGAAGGGAUCUUAGCCUGUCUCCUUGGAAAUGGGGCCCAUGUGGAUGUUUAUAACGGUGAUGGGCAGAGUGCACUGACUUUGAUACAAACAGCGGGAUUGCCCGUCUUUCCUCUCCAGUACAGAAGUCUUCAGUGUCUGGCCUCUGAGGUCAUCAUGAAGAACAAUAUACCAUUCCAAACUGAGGUUCCAACCUCUUUGAUUCCAUUUAUUCAGAUGCAUGGCCACAAUAUGUUUAUGGACCAGUGAGUGGUGGGUUUUGAUGGCUGAGAUAUUUGCUAAUUUUCCACGUGGAUAAAUUAUUUAAUUUCACCAAGAUAAUUUAUUUAUUUGUAUGCAGGUACGUUAGGUACUACAAUGCAAUGAAUUUAAAAAUUUAUGUGAUGGAAUAUCAUGAAUUAGGCUUAUUUUUUGUGAAAGAGUUUUUGGUGUAAAUGUUAUUCCAUAUAUUAUUUUUUUAGUUCCAUAUCCCUGUAAUAGAAGUCAUGUUUGCAUUGAAGAAUAACAACCAUGUGCAAGUGUAAAUUUCGGUUUUUCACAAAAUAUCAGUGGUUCCUGACUGCCAGUGAUUAACAUUAUUUAGAUUAGAAUUAGAUUCUAUAAAUCACUAUUUAUUCGUGAGAACUUUAUUUUCAUAUAAUUAUGUGAGACCGUCUGCACACAAAAUUUCAUUCUCGCGUAUAAUUCUACUACUAAAGAUUAUAUAGAGCAAUAACCAAAAUUCAUGAAAAUUUUGUUUCGCUUAUACAUGUAUAUCAAACAAUCUCGUGAAAAUAAGGUGUCACGAAAAUUUAGUAAUCUACAGUAUUCAUUUAUUUAAUUAAUUACACCUUGAAAGCAGAUAUGUAAAUUUGUGCAAUUUGACAAUUGAAAUUGAUAGUGCAAAAAACAAUGAUUUGGAAAGGGAAAACUAUAACGUAAUUAAAAUAAGUUUUUUUUAAUCCCUUCCUUGUUAUUGUUAUGUCAACAUAAAAGAAAGAGGAAGUGGAUUGAAGAUCUAAUUUUAAUUAGAUUGGUAAAGCCCAGCCAUUAUAUGCGCCAUUUAUUAUUGUACUAAUAUUCACUUCAAGUUUUGUUUUUAAAUUUUCAUUUUUUGACUAUUGUAUCUACAUCUAUGUGUGUACUGCUCCACAACUGCAGCUCGCAAGUCUGGAAACUUAACAUUGAACUAGUAAUACAUCAUGGCUACAUUAUAAAUUAUUUUGUGUGUUUAAGGAAACCAAUAUACAGUGUACAAGAAACAAAACCCUUGGCUUCUGAGAGAUAAACUACCAUGGUACAAAAAAUUUGCAAAACCAAUAACAAGAGUGUUAAAAUGCGUACGUUAAGAUCACUGAUAUAGCACACAGUUGAAAAACCAGGCCCUGUGUACCUUUUCACAAAAUAUCUUGAGACAAAAUUUUUCCAAUUCUCCAAAAAGUAUCUAAGCAAUAUAAGGUCACAUUUUUUUUUUAGACUUCUAUUACAUAACAAUAUAUUGUGAGUAAUCCUUCAGAAAAAAUAAAAUAUUUGUAGAACAAAGAAAUAAUAACAGAGUUGUCAAAUUUUCAUUUUAAUCAUAAGAUUUAUUGUGACUAUUUAGAGAAUAUUUGUAUCAUGAUCAUAUGAUAUCAUGCAUAUGUGUAUUUGUACUGGUAAUCUUUAGUGUGACUGAGUAAAGAUAAACAGCUCAGAAAUUGAUUUAUGUGAAGAUUUGUUCUUCUAUGUAUACUGUACUGUAUAUAAAUCUUUGAUAGUUUUAUUAUUGUCUUAUACACCUUAAGCAGAUGUUUGGUGCUUGUUAUGUUUAUAACUAGGUAAUUAUUGUACCCCCACUAUGAAAUGGUAUGGGGGGGGGGGGGUACUGGAAUCACUGUGUCCAUCUGUUUAUCUAUCUGCUUGUCCAUCUGUAGAUGCAAGGUUCAGCUCUAGGGUAAGCUCACAUCUUAGACCAUUUUCCAGUUUAUUUCCAGGGGUAUCCAAACCAAACUUGCCCGGAUGUGCCAUUGUGGUGUGCAUCUGAAUAUACAUGAUUUGAUUGGACCCCAGUUGGAGGUAUCAGUCCCAUUAGGACACUGUGAGUUUAGUUUGGUAAAAAUUCAUUCUUUUUAGUCUUAAGAUAUCAGGGCAGCAUUUAAAAAUCUUCAAUGUUUAUACUGUAUAUUUGGUGAAAGUCAUCGGCACUGUAUAUUUGAAGAUAAAGGUUUGGCUGAGCAUGAUUUAAAUGAUACACUUGGUAAAUUAAUUUUGAUAGUAAUUCAAACUAUUUCAUGAUUUUCAUCUCUUUAGCAUAGUCCUUGUAAAUAGUUAGGGGAAAAACUGGGCUUAAAUUAUUUAAUUUUUAUUGUUAAGUGCUGCAGAGAUAAUAAUUCCAAAUUGUAGGUAAACACUCUUAUUAAAAAAAUGUGUUUAUAAAUCAAAACUUUGCAGCAAAUUCCCCUGAAUUAUCAACUUAUUUUUGCAAACUACAUAAAGCAUAUUGCAGUUUUCUCAUUAGAAGGAAGAAUGUUGAUAAACAGUUAAUAGUAUAGAAUAUUUUAUUUUUUUAUUUUCACAAAAUUGUGUGCAUGGGAAAAUAAGACUCUUGUCAAUAUAUAAUAGGGGAAAAAUGUAAUACAUGUACUUAAUUGCUGUAUGAAAUGUGAAGAUUAUGUUUCCAGUGGUACUGCCUUUCAAAAAUAGAAUCCUUCAAAAUAAAAGUUAUUUACAGUAUCCUAAAUUUGGAUUAAUACAUGUUAUAAAUAUGAUGUGUACACAGAUUGAAGACUUUGUGACUUAUAUACAUGUACAUAUAAAUAUAGUACAGGUACUUGCUGUUGCAGCAUUACAGACAAUGGGUUGUUGUGGUAUGAGAAAUUUUUACUUUGUUGAAAGAUUGUGAUUUGCAUUAUUUAUGAAAUACAUGUACAUACAUGUAAAACAGUAAGAUUUUUUUUUUCAAUAAAUACUGAUAAAUCUUG
This is a messenger RNA of Saccostrea echinata, 4673 nucleotides long. RefSeq names its product protein fem-1 homolog C-like. Gene Ontology annotation, biological process: ubiquitin-dependent protein catabolic process. Gene Ontology annotation, molecular function: protein binding. Lineage: Eukaryota; Metazoa; Mollusca; Bivalvia; Ostreida; Ostreidae. The transcript has 2 exons. Bases 31 to 1983 code for a protein of 650 amino acids. Gene Ontology annotation, cellular component: ubiquitin ligase complex. The record is from RefSeq and is a predicted model, not a curated record.